AUGUCAGCCAAGAGCUUCAGCAUAGUCACAGCUGCUGCAAUGCUUAUUCUCUUCCAAAAGACACAGCUCUCAGUGCAAGCACCGUUAAAUGGAUCUAAGUGGUCUUACAUUGGUCCUGAUGGAGAGAAAACUUGGCCCAAGAAGUAUCCAUUUUGUGGAGGAGUAUUCCAGUCUCCAAUAGAUUUUCAUAAUGAUAUCCUCCAAUAUGAUACCACUCUCUUACCUUUAGAGCUUGUAGGCUACAAUGUGUCCUCCACUGACCACUUUAUGUUGACCAAUAAUGGUCAUUCAGUAAGAAUGAGUCUGUUUCCUACCAUGCACAUCAGAAACCUCCCUUUCCAAUACACUGCAACUCAGCUUCACCUUCACUGGGGAAAUAGGAACAAGCCAGAAGGCUCAGAGCACACAGUCAGUGGGAGGCAUUUUGCAGCAGAGCUACAUAUUGUACAUUAUAACUCUGACAAAUAUCCCGAUGUAACAGCAGCAAUAGACAAAUCAGAUGGGCUAGCAGUUUUGGCUAUUCUCAUUGAGAUAGGCCCAUUCAAUCCAUCCUAUGAAAAGAUCUUCAGUCAUUUCCAGAACGUGCAGUACAAAGACCAGGUAGCUCUAGUCCCAGGUUUUGACAUCCAAGAACUGCUUCCUGACCAACUGGAUGAGUAUUAUCGCUAUGAAGGAUCCCUGACCACUCCUCCUUGUUACCCUAGUGUUCUCUGGACAGUUUUCCGACACCCGGUAAAAGUUUCAGAAGAACAGCUGCUGGCACUGGAAACAGCUCUGUACUGCACACAACCCAAUGAUCCCGCACCCCUGGAAAUGGUUAAUAACUUCAGGCACAUUCAGAAGUUCGAUGAAAGGCUGGUUUCUGUCUCCUUCCGUCAAGAUUCAGUAUAUGGUGGACUGAGCACGGGUGUUGUCCUUUCAGUUGUGUUAGCCAGUGUUUUUGGAGUUAUCAUCAUGCUUGCAGUAGCCUUUUGGCUGCUUAGGAAGAAGAAGAGUUGCAAAAAGGAACGAGAAGACAACAGAAGAGUCAUCUACAAGCCAGCCUUUGACAAAGAGGAUGACAACACCUCUAAAAUAUGAAUUCCUACUCUGCCACAGCAGUCUCUUUUCAUUCAUGGCAUCAAGAGAAGUUUGCCUUGGGCAACAUGUUUCUUGUCUCCAGCCAGUUAUAAGCCUUGGAUGCACCUUUAAAACAAAGCAGCCAGAACACUCUGUGGUAGUCCUUGCCCAGCUGAACCAAACCAGUUUUCUCCUAAGCAUGAAAAGCAGUCAGAGAACUUUUUUGUUUUUGUGUCAAAUAUGACAAAAUGUUACUGACAUGAAGAAAGGUCCAAAAACUACACACCUGUUAAAGUUUGUCCUAAAUUACCUGGAGCAAGCAAUUUUAUCAAAUGCUUGUCUAUUUGCACAAGAGUUUAGAGAGAUGUAA
Molecule: messenger RNA, 1429 nt
Organism: Chelonoidis abingdonii (Abingdon island giant tortoise)
Lineage: Eukaryota; Metazoa; Chordata; Testudines; Testudinidae
Gene: CA12
Product: carbonic anhydrase 12
Cellular component (GO): plasma membrane
Molecular function (GO): carbonate dehydratase activity; zinc ion binding
Source: RefSeq, a predicted model, not a curated record